This is a messenger RNA of Helianthus annuus (common sunflower), 2414 nucleotides long. Its product is annotated as acyl-CoA-binding domain-containing protein 4. Lineage: Eukaryota; Viridiplantae; Streptophyta; Magnoliopsida; Asterales; Asteraceae. Gene Ontology annotation, molecular function: fatty-acyl-CoA binding; protein binding. The transcript is spliced from 18 exons. Gene Ontology annotation, cellular component: cytosol. The record is from RefSeq and is a predicted model, not a curated record. Bases 192 to 2180 code for a protein of 662 amino acids. Gene Ontology annotation, biological process: lipid transport.
AAUAAACUGAGUGCAACAACAAUAAUAAUAUUUUUUUCUGAGCUUACCAUCUUCGCCCCAAAUCCUAUGUUCAAAUCUCACUUCAUUCUCAAAUCACUGUUUCAAAUUACAUCUAACAUCUUCAGGGUUUCAUCUUCCUCAUCGAUCUGAUUCGAUCUGAUCUGAUCUAAUCCGAUCAACAAUCAAGAAAAAUGGCGAUGGCGAGAGCGAGCUCUGGCCUCGCAUACCCAGAUCGCUUCUUCGCUGCCGCUGCUUACGCGGGAUUCGGUGGCUCCCCCAAUUCGUCUUCCAAAGGGGUUACAUCCAAAUUCUCCAACGACGUCGCUCUCUUGCUUUAUGCCCUUUAUCAGCAGGCAACUGUUGGACCUUGUACCUUACCAAAACCGAGAGGUUGGAGUCCGGUGGAACAAAGCAAAUGGACAAGUUGGAAUGGUCUUGGAAACAUGGCUUCCAUUGAAGCAAUGCGCCUCUUUGUAAAAAUAUUAGAGGAAGAAGAUCCAGGAUGGUAUUCAAGGGCAUCCAACUUUAUUUCAGACCCUGUUGUAGAUGUAGAGAUGAAUCAUAAUUUAAAGGUGGAGUUAGCCACUAAGAACGAAAUCACUUUGCCUGAAAUGAAAACUAUCCCAACUGAGAACGGGAAUUCUGUGGAUAAAGAUGUUAUGGUGGAGGGAGUUGGUUCUGUUAGCGUGUAUGACCAAUGGGUCGCACCUCCGAUUUCUGGCCCACGUCCAAAGCCCCGAUACGAGCAUGCGGCAGCUGUUGUUGACGAUAAAAUGUAUAUAUUUGGUGGAAACCAUAAUGGACGUUACCUAAAUGAUCUUCAGACACUUGAUUUACGAAAUUGGACAUGGUCAACGGUCGAAGUCAAAGCAAAUUCGGAGGAUCCAGUAAGAGUAAUUCCUUGUGCCGGGCAUUCUUUGAUACCGUGGGAAGGAAAUAAGCUUAUAUCAAUCGCAGGACAUUCAAAGGAUGCUUCCGAAGUUGUUAAUGUGAAGGCAUUUGAUUUGCAGACGUAUACUUGGUCAACCAUGAAGACCUACGGAAAACCACCGGUAUCACGUGGAGGUCAAUCGGUUACACUUGUGGGGACCAACUUAGUCAUUUUCGGUGGUCAAGAUGGAAACAGGACUCUCUUGAAUGAUCUCCACAUUUUAGACUUAGAAACCAUGACUUGGGAUGAAAUGGACACAAUAGGUGUGUCACCUGCGCCACGGUCUGACCAUGCUGCUGCAGUACAUGCAGAGCGUUAUCUUCUUAUAUUUGGCGGUGGCACACAUGCAACUUGUUUCAAUGAUCUUCAUGUUCUUGAUUUGAAAACUAUGGAAUGGUCAAGACCAAGUCAACAAGGAGAGAUACCGAGUCCACGAGCUGGUCAUGCUGGUGUAACCGUUGGAGAGAGUUGGUUCAUUGUUGGUGGUGGAGAUAACAAGAGUGGAGUUUCAGAAACAGUUGUCCUUAACAUGUCUACUUUAUCUUGGUCAGUUGUAACAACUGUUCAAGGGCGUGUUCCUCUUGCUAGUGAGGGGUUGAGUUUGGUGUUAAGCUCCUACAACGGUGAAGACGUUCUAGUUUCUUUUGGAGGGUACAAUGGUAAAUACAACAACGAGGUCAACUUACUCAAACCCAGCCAUAAAUCAACCUUGCAAGCAACUAAGUCGGGAACCCCUGCCCUUGGUAGCGGUUCUGGCGUACAAAAUGCAACAAACGGCACCAGAGAUGUCGAUGUAGAGUUUGAAGCUGGUCAAGAAGCAAAAGUUAGAGAAAUCAGUAUGGACAAUAACGAGCCGCAGAUAAUAGAAAUUAAUGAAGUAAGUGAGCGUUCCAUAGCUGUUCUUAAGGCAGAAAAGGAAGAACUGGAAUCAGCUCUCAACAAUGAAAAAUCACAAUCACUUCAGUUAAAGCAAGAACUGAUAGAAGCUGAAUCCAAGAACGCAGACUUAUACAAGGAACUCCAGUCUGUGCGCGGUCAGCUUGCAGCAGAGCAGUCUAGAUGUUUUAAGCUAGAGGUGGAUGUUGCAGAGCUAAGACAAAAGGUACAAACAAUGGACAGCUUACAGAAAGAAGUAGAAAUCCUGCAAAGACAGAAGGCUGCUUCUGAAGAAGCUUUAGCAAAGCAAAAACAAACUUCAGGAGGUGUGUGGGGAUGGCUAGCUGGGGCCCCUCCUACCCAUGAUACUUAAAACUACCAAAUACAUACAUACAUACUUUACUGACUUUCCUACUUAAAAUUUCUUUUUUUUUUUAAAUUCGUUUUCUUAUUAAACCUCCGUCGAACGACCGUUUGGCUAUUUAAGAUUUUGUGUUUGUUAGAACAUAGCUAAAUGAUGCUUCUGUUUUUAUUUGAGGUUCUGAAGUGAAAUAUUUGUUGAGGAUUGCAUGCUUCUUAUAAUAGUCAUUGUUAAAUUGUUUCAUUA